GGUUCAGUGCAGGAUGUUACGUUCCCAGGCUGUCAAGCUAAUGCAUUUCCGCUGAGAGGCCGGACUAAAAAAAAAAAAAAAAAAAAAAAAAAAAAAAAAAAUAGAGGAAGAAGUCGCGACCAGAAAAUCAAGACACUCUCAAUUAGAAAGUAAGCGAAGUAGGAAGUCGCUGGGUGAGACAGUUGUGCUAGUGCAGAAUGGACAGUCAAGGAAGGCGGGUAGUCGUGUGCGACAAUGGAACCGGGUUUGUCAAAUGCGGUUUUGCCGGCUCCAAUUUUCCUGAGCAUAUUUUCCCAGCACUGGUGGGUCGACCAAUUAUCCGUUCUACUGCUAAAGUGGGCAACAUUGAGAUCAAGGACUUGAUGGUGGGCGAUGAGGCAAGUGAGCUGCGUUCAAUGCUAGAAGUUAAUUACCCAAUGGAAAAUGGUAUUGUUCGUAGCUGGGAUGACAUGAAACAUCUUUGGGACUACACAUUUGGGACUGACAAGCUGAACAUUGAUCCACAAAGCUGUAAGAUUUUGUUGACAGAGCCUCCAAUGAACCCAACAAAAAAUCGUGAAAAAAUUAUUGAGGUUAUGUUUGAGACGUACCAGUUUGAUGGUGUCUAUAUUGCUAUUCAGGCUGUGCUCACCCUGUACGCACAAGGUUUGCUGACGGGAGUUGUCGUUGAUUCUGGGGAUGGUGUGACUCAUAUUUGUCCCGUGUAUGAAGGUUUUGCUCUGCCCCAUUUGACUAGGAGACUAGACAUUGCAGGCCGAGACAUCACCCGCUACCUCAUAAAGCUUCUACUGCUGCGUGGCUAUGCCUUCAAUCACUCUGCAGACUUUGAGACUGUGAGGAUGAUGAAAGAGAAGCUUUGCUAUGUUGGCUACAAUAUUGAGCAAGAGCAGAAGUUGGCACAAGAGACCACAGUGCUUGUGGAGUCGUACACGCUUCCAGAUGGGCGUGUGAUUAAGGUUGGAGGUGAAAGAUUUGAGGCUCCUGAAGCUCUGUUCCAGCCACAUCUCAUUAACGUAGAAGGAGUAGGAGUAGCUGAACUUCUUUUCAAUACCAUUCAAGCUGCAGACAUUGAUACGAGAUCUGAGUUUUACAAGCACAUUGUGCUUUCUGGAGGAUCAACCAUGUAUCCUGGUUUGCCUUCUCGUCUGGAACGCGAGAUCAAGCAGUUAUAUCUCGAGAGAGUGUUAAAGGGAGAUGUUGAAAAGCUUUCUAAAUUCAAGAUUCGCAUUGAAGAUCCUCCUCGUCGAAAGCAUAUGGUGUUUCUUGGAGGAGCUGUACUUGCAGACAUAAUGAAAGACAAAGAUUCUUUCUGGAUGACUCGGAAAGAGUACCAAGAGAAAGGAGUGCGUAUCCUGGAGAAGUUGGGUGUUACUGUGCGGUAAACAGUAAUCUGUUCAUAAUUGCUAAAGCUCUUCUUCUGCUCAGCUCGCUAUUUGCGAUAUUCGUAAUUGCACUUUGACCUUCAAACUUCCAAAAGUGCAUUCAGAACACACACGUUUUAUUUGGACUUAGAUGGUUGAGCAGGGCUGGAAGAAUGGAGGGCUUUGAGUCGAGCUCUGUUUCAAAUUGCCAUUUUGAGAUUCUUGAUUUUUUUUGGAAGUGCAACUAACAGACCUCACAGCUUCUACUGAGGUUUCAAAUAUGCUUUAAUACUGCUAUGCACAUUUUUUAUGUUGUAAACGGGCAUUUUUGUUUGCCUUUAACUAAGCUGGAAACAAAUAUCAGCAAGGUCACAACAGAAAAAGAAAAGGGAAUUUAAUUGGACAGUGUGCUGCUACCACUAAACCCAGAAUCAAUGCUUAGUACAGGUAUUGGUUGUUAUGAUAGAAAAGCAUCUUUGAGCAAUGCAGUGGAGAAAAGCAGGCAUCUCAGAAAGAAGGCUGUUUUCUUUCUGGAAAUCUUAAAUUUUGAAUUAGUAAGCCAGUACAGAAUAUAUUUCUUUUGAGUAUUCCUACAUAAACAAGGUGGAGAAAAGGGCCAUUUUGUCUAGUCUGUGGUAAAAGUCAAGAUUUCACAUUUAUCUACACAUUUUUAAAUCAGUUUCUGCCCACUUUUUUACAUCAUAUUUAUUUUACUCACCCACGAGCUUAGUGUUGGUUUUGAGCAUCUUCUUUUUGCAUUUCUUUUUACUGUUUUCUUCUAUUACUCCUGGUGAAGCUGUUCUGGUCAGUUAUUUAACUUAAUUCUGUAGGUUAAUUGAGAUGCCCUGAAGUUCAAAGCAAUGUUUCAGAAACAUUUAUAGAAAACACUUAGAUGCCAUUAUUACAUGGGACUAAACAUACACUGGAAACAUCUUGACGUUGAAGACAAGAGGUAAACUGUAAAUACAAUAAAUAUUCACAGUAUCAUAUGACAAUUGGUCUAGAGACUUUAGCCAGAAUACGGAGAUGCAGUUUUAAAAACGCAAGUCAAAAAAGUAGCUAACUGUUAAAUGAAACUACAUAGGCAAGAGGGGCUUUCCUGGACCUGGCUGACAGAAUAUAGAAUGGGUAGGCCUUAUUCUCUGACGUUUGUUUCUCAUUUCUUGCUUGUCUGGUUGCUUUGAGAAGUUUUGCCUAGUUUUAAGUCUUUCUCUGCAUGGGAUGCAAAACUGUGUUUUUGAGUUCUGAUGGUCCCAUCUGAGCUAGGCAUGUCUUAAUAAAGAGAGUGUGCAAAAGGCUUAAGAACAAAAUAAUAUGAACAGGCCAAUGAAGACGAAAAGCAAAUUAACCUGGGGAGAAAGUUCCAGUGGAGCAGUGGUAAAAUAUUAAAUUUGUUACAACCUCAAUAGCAAAGUUUUGCUUAUAUUUUUUAUUGUACACAUAAUGUGUAUUUGUCAGUUUAUAUUGCAGCAUACUAGUGUUUUGUCCCAGUUUACCUGAUUUUAAUAAAAUAACAAGAUCUUAUCUACCAUCAUGUUACCAUGAUGUGCAGAAUGCCAACAUAUUGUGUUCUCUAAAGAAUUCACAGAUUACAGUUGACAUUUACUGACAUUACAGCACAUUUGUCCUCUGCUCGGCAUGGACGCUUAGUGUAACAAUGAUGCGUUAUUGUUGUGAUUACUCCACACAGGGAAGGUCUAAACCACAAAAGCCUGUCUUGAAGAAGCCACUUAACACUAAUCUUUAAUAAGUUGAUUAAUUAAUCAAAUCAAUAAACAAUUAUCAACAGUUAACUCAAAUAUAUUGAUAAUAAAUUAAAGUAACUAAAUGAAAUACCCAAAAUAGUGCCAAAUACAAAAAGAAAUAAAAGAAUAAUAAACUGAAAUAAGUCAUUCUAUAAAAGGUGGAAAAACGGUAGAGGACAAUUAUCAAAAACUUUUUAUUUGCCAAACUGUAAUCAAAAAGAAAAAUCCAUAAGUCAAAAAAAUGCAAAAUCAACAAGUCCUAGGUUAAAAAGUCUCCAAAGGCAUGCAAGAAACUAAAACUAGGAAAAAAAGUGUCAAAAGAGAUGACAACUGAGCGAGAUAGCUUUAGUAAACUGAAUGGAUACUAAAGCAUGACCAAAACAUCACUUCAGAGAGCUAGCAAAUCAAUAGCAAAUAGCUAAAAGUACAAAACAAAAUGUGAAAGAGGCAAUGGUAAGGUUAAUAGGAAAAGCAAAUAAUACCAAAUAUAAAGUAAACAUGGGUGUGACACUGAUGCCGUCCUCACACUUAAGAAGCCUUGGCAUCAUUUCCUCUUUAGACUUUCAUAGAUCUCCCACUAUGUUUUAUUGACCCACAAUAUAUUCUCCACAUUUUGUCAUUUUGUACAGCAGUUUCCGUAACCCUGUUCAUUUUGUGCAUGUAAAGUCACCACAUUCCUUGUACUAAUGCUAAAUUUCUUAUCUUUAGAUAAAUCCUAUGUAAAAAAAAAAAAAAAAUGUUUACUUUACAGUUCCUCUAAUCUACUGGCUCACCCUGUCUCAUUUACUUGGAAGGAUUAUCUAGGAAAAACUGAUUCAGUAGACCAUGUGCCAAGUGUUGAAUUUAGAAUUUACAAUAUGGUGUCUAUCUCUGCUGGUUUCAGGCUUUAAUGAAAGUCAGGACCUCUGAGAUACACUAUUACGCCUCUUGAGUUAAUUCCAAAUAAGUGUUUGACCAGUCAACAUCUAAAGCAGAAUAACUACUGAAAAUCCAAGAAAUUGAAAAAGCUUGUCAUUGUCACAAAGCUCUAUAGCUUAUUGUGGAGCACUUUCAAUACACAGUAUACAUAUUUGUUAUAAUUGUUUUUACUUUCUUUGGGAGCAGGGGUCAUAUUCCAAAGGAGAAAAAUAGUUUUAGUUUGAAUCAUUCAAUUAAUAAACCGUGACCACUGCAUACAGUAAGAUGCCAGAACCCCUAUGUGUAAAAAAGCAGUGUGUCCUUUAAAAUGAUACAGUUUGACUUUUACUACUAGGAACAUCUCAGUGUUGGCCUUUAAAACUAGACAAGUGAUUCUGAAUCCAAGAAAGUGCAUUCCUACCUUAUCUGACUUCUUGUUUUGAUCUGUUAAUUAAAGUGUUCAUCUUAACGUGAAAGGUUGUACUAAAUGCUUGCUUUGAUGCUUUGAAUUUAGAUACUGCUUGCGUACAGUCUGCAUUAUACUAACUAAUCUGAAAUAACAGCAAACAAAUAAAAAUAAAUAUCAGGAAAUGGAUGCUGGCAUCUGAAAAUAUUUGAUUUGGAGCCUAUGAGGGUAACAUAAGAGAGUAUAAUAAACAAGAAAUCAAGGGAACCCAAGGGAUUUGCUUUUGGAAUAGUAAGAGCAAAAAAAGAACAUAUUCAUUCAUAAGGCAUAUUCCUACUCUAUCAAGUGAGUAAGACAUUUAUUAUGGCUUAUGCUUUAUUUUAAAGACAACAUGGCAGUCCAUCAAGGCUAAACCACCAUUUGCAGUUGUUUAAAGACCAUACAUUUAGCCUGUGGGAAAUGCUCAAGCUGAUAUAAUGACUGUUUAUAAAUGCUUAUUUUUUCCCAUUCUUAUUACAAACAAAAUAAAAAAUACUUUUUAUAUAAGUUUUAGAUGCAAUGCUGGUUACCUCAAAGUCGAUAUAUGCAGGUGUUUAGUAAUCUUGCAUUUUGGCGUUUACAAGCCAGUCAUGGCAGCGUUAACCAGGUUGUACAGUACAUGGAAUUAAUUUUACUCAAAAUACCAUAAUGAAACAAAAGUUUUGUUUAUUUCCACCAACAUAGCACCUUGGGUGAUACAUGUUACAGAACUCAAACAGCGCCCUCCCUUAUGCUGUCAGACCUGAUAUCUUUUAUCCGGUUAAAUAGUUUGACCUUCAGCUCAAGGAAGGAAGUGUUGUCUCCUAAGGUGCUGGUAGCAAUGUAACAGUGUAAGGUGAUUCAGCUAAAGUAGGGAAAAUCUAGUCACCAUAUCUGAGCAGCAGAGUGACACCCCCAGCCGGGGAAGGUGUGUGAAUAAUGAAAACUCGCUGAUGUCCAUUCCAUUUCAUUCCUCAUGAUAAAUCUUUGUAAGCUUUCCGUUUUUUAUCAGUGCUGGCACUUUUGUAAAUCAACAGGUGGCUGCUUCUCUCAAAGACAGAAGAGGUAAACCUUUAAUGAUGCAUUAUUUACUUGGGGACUAGCACAAUGACACGGUGGUUUAGCGGGGUCCUCGAAGUGAUCCCUAGUGUGUUCCUUAUCAUUCUUGCCAUGUUUGCAUGAGUUUUCCCUGGUACUUUGAUUUCCUGCACAUUCCAAAGCCAAAUAGGUUAGCUUUACUAGUAUGUUUAGCUUGAGCUGGUUUGUGUGGAUGUGGAUGUGUGCUGUGUUUGAGACCAGGCAUUCUGUGCAAAGGCGGUUUGUGGUACUUGGAUCAAUCUCACAUCCCUGCUUUGCUUCAUUUCCUUUAGCCCUCUUUGCCUACAUAGAAUCAUGCUUCAUGGGCACGAAUGGACAGCUGAAGUCCUCCUGCAGCUCCAAUUGUGUGAUUUUACAUCUAUUGUUAAAUAACUAUAAAUACCAACAUACUGUAAGUAAGCAAACACAUUUUGGGAAUGCCUCUCCCACAUUAGUCCAUUCCCUGCUUGUUCUCACACCCAUAAUGCUUUUAGAGCCUGAUUGUGUGCAUUCUGAGUUGGUCAAUGGAUGAUCCAAAAAUGGGUAGUUUCUACACUCUCCACUUGCAAACAGAUAUAGCGAUGCAGAAGUAUUAAAUUAAAAAAGUGUGAUUUCUGUGGACCCGAGGUCUAAAUUUAGCAGCAUAUUUCCCAUCUUCAUUUAUCCUUGAAUGUGAUUGAAGGUCAAGGCUGACUUGUCCUUUUUAAAAAGGGAAACUCUUAAGGGAAGUUGUGCUGAAGGCUGUUAACUCACAGGUACGGAUCCCUUCAGCAUAAACAGUAUUGAGCUGAGAGGUCUAACCUGACUGGCAGCUUCUCGACUCUGUCAGGCACUGGUUAAGAAUUGGCAUCUUCAGUACCAGUGUGAAUUGCCAGUACAAAAUGGAAAACUGUUUUAUCUAUGUUGUUUACAUGCUAGGUUCACUGGUUCAUCUUUUUUUUCUUAAACACUGUUUUGAGAAACAAGAUGGAAUGUGCAUUUUAGCAAAAAUAAAGCAUUUGGUAACUUAACAUAUAGAAUCUGAGCGAAGGAGUAAAGCUUCACAUGUUGUACAAUAUUAAAAGAUACUAUUUGAACUGAUUUGCCCUGAAUGUUUUAUGUGGUUCACUUUUUCAGGGCAGUAUUUAUCUUGCCAUCAUACAUAUCGUCGUCUGAAUGCAAAAUUGAAAUUCUGACAGGUUUGCAGCGUGUUGUUUACUGCAUUGAUCUGAAGUAUUUGCAGAAUGACGGUUACAGCGCAGGUGGAGAACUAGAAAAUCAAACGCACUAAAAACACGUUGUAGUUGUGUCUCAUGUAUUUGGUUUGGUGGCCAUUUGAGAGAAGACAGAAAUACUAAACUACCAUCUCUGUGACUCUGUUCAAGUUGUUAGGGCAUGCAGGGUUACAGAACAUCCAAUAAAAUCACAUAAGCUGGGUGAAUAGGGAAAAAUAUAACUUUAAAAAGGAAAUUGCAUCAUUAAAGUUUACACCUCUCACUCUUUGUGCUUCAUUUUGAUUGUAGCUUUUUUAAUUAAAAAAUGUAUCUCUUUUAUAAAUAAGUAUCACAUGACUAAUUUAGGAUGUCUACAGCAAGUCACCUGAGAAAAUGUGUUUGGUAGAAAAUAUGUUUGGGCUCAGUGUGAACUUAUCCCUCAUGGUAUCCAUUACCAAUCUCAGGAACUUGGGGUGAAUUAGAAUGUGGAGUGGCCUCAUUGAAAGAGCUGCAAUGUGAUUGGCUGACUUUUGGAUUCAAUAUUUACAGCUUAUGCAACUGGAAUAGAGAGCAGCACUGGGAUUUGUGCUGAGCAGAGUCUGGUCAUCGAAAACUCUUUUCAUUAAGUCUAGAAAGGGCAAAAGUAUGAUUUAUGGUGGAUGAGCAUGACUAGGGUUAAUAAUUCAACAAAAGGAAAUGGAUGACCACAUCUACUCUGCAACAGCCCAUCAUUUUUUCUAUCAAACAGGUUUUAAUUAGGGUGCAGGACUGUAGUGAAUCAUUUAGUUCGCCUGAUAUUUUUAUUGUUUUUUUUUUUUACAUUUUUUUGAAUAUAGAGUUGCUUUGGGUUUGUUUUAUAUUUUGGGUGUCAAUAUUUUUUGUACAACAGUAAUUCUAAUUUUUAAACAGUGUUUUCAAAAAAUGAUUUAUUUGCACCCACUGAUCUGUAAGUUAAAAUUUAAUAUUGCUGAUUUUAGUAUUCUGUGAGGAACAAAUGUAUUUGAUACACAAAAUGGACCAGUAUUCACUACCUGUAUUGUAUUAUAUUGUCAUUAUAAAAAUAAUAAAGAGAUCUCUUUGAUGA
Molecule: messenger RNA, 7781 nt
Organism: Erpetoichthys calabaricus (reedfish)
Lineage: Eukaryota; Metazoa; Chordata; Cladistia; Polypteriformes; Polypteridae
Product: actin-related protein 2-like
Exons: 9
Coding region: 198-1382 (394 amino acids)
Biological process (GO): Arp2/3 complex-mediated actin nucleation
Cellular component (GO): actin cortical patch; Arp2/3 protein complex
Molecular function (GO): actin filament binding
Source: RefSeq, a predicted model, not a curated record